Perca flavescens (yellow perch) is the source of this 4035-nucleotide messenger RNA. Its product is annotated as protein shisa-5. The record is from RefSeq and is a predicted model, not a curated record. Lineage: Eukaryota; Metazoa; Chordata; Actinopteri; Perciformes; Percidae. Bases 98 to 901 code for a protein of 267 amino acids. The transcript is spliced from 5 exons.
GGUGUAUAGACGAUCUUUGCGGCGGCAGCUCGGUUCAUAUCUAUGGGUCAGAUCAGACGGUCGGAGGAGAAUCGUUUCUAGGAGUCUUGAAGUAGCCAUGGCGUCAGGCCUGCCCAGUGUUGUUGUGUUUGCUGUAUGUGCGGUCCUGGCCACUUGUGUAUUUGCAGAUGACAAGGACUGUCAGGCCUUCAAUAAUCAACCAUCCAAAAGAUGCGAUAAAAACUCUUUUUGCUGCGGUAGCUGUUCCAACCGGUACUGCUGUAAAGAAUCUUUCUGGCGGUUUCCUGAGGAUCAACAAGAUGACUGUGUUACCUUUGGAAGUUAUUCCUCACCAAUGCCCAUGAUCUUUGGUAUUGGUGGCACCAUCACUAUUUUGCUCAUCUUCAUCUGCUGCUGUGUCUGUCCCUGCUGCUGCCUGUACAAGAUGUGCCGCAAGCCAAGACCUGUGUUAACUACCACCACCCACACAACAGUGGUCACCAGCGCUCCUCAGCAGUACCCCCAGCAGCCAACUGCAACACCUGGGCAGCCUCAGUCCUACCAGGGGGCCCAGUAUCAACCCUACCACCCCGCACCAGUGCAGCCAGGUUACGGAGCCCAGCCCAUGCCCCAGGGCUACGGAGCCCAGCCAAUGCCCCAGGGCUACGGAGCGCAGCCCAUGCCAACACCACCCUACCAUGGGCAACCGUUCAUAGCUGCACCACCACCAACAUAUCAGGAAGCCAUCGGUCCUGGCUUCCAUCCCAACCCGAUGCCUUACAGCCAGGCUGCAUUCACCCCCGGCCAGCCAGCGUACCCUCUGCAGCCUCCUGUCCAGCCGCAGCCCAACGCUCCACUCCCACCCACAGGCUACCAAGCCCAGCCAGCGUACAACCCUGAUUAUGUUGCUCCGCCACCCUAGACUGGAUAAUGAACCGUACUGCCACACUCUUAGCCACUUUAAAAGUGCUGCAACAUUUUCAAUCUUGGCAGAACUGGAAAUGUGUAAUCUGAAUCAAAAUGCGUCUUGUGUUUGGGUGGUUAAAUAUGGGAAUGUUAUGACACAUUUGUAGUUGUUGUGCAAGUUGCCAAGUGAAAAUGUUGAUACCUCUCAGCUUGUAUUGCAUGGACUUACAAUAUAGAAGUGGUGAGAUUAUUAUUUUUUUUUAAAUAUUUCUUAGAGGCUCCAUAUUAUCAUCUUGGUAAAUGACACAUAAAACUACUGAGUCUGUUUUUAAAAGAGUAGACAUUUUCCAGCCUUCUGAACAUGCCUCAACACCUCCCUUCUGGUCCCCAUCGAUACUAUGCCCCGGCCAAACCUGCCUGACCUCUUCAUUCACCAUCUACAGGGAUUGCAAUUAAACUCAGGGGUCAAACUUUGGAAGGUUUUUGGUAGUCACGGGCAUAAUUGCAUUGCUUUUCUGCCAGUAUUUCAAACUGAUAAAAGUGCUUUAAACCUUUUUUUAUGUACUUUAUAAGGCUGUAUAUGUGUUACUUGGGAACAAAUCAAGUCCAAAGUGUGUAAUACUUCUCACUAGAAGAUGUAACAUGGAAAGGAUCCAUUAGUCAGGUUUCCAUCACAUAUUUUUAUGUUCAUUUUGUAGUACUCCAUUAGAAAAGCUGAAUUAACUUUAACCUCAAUUGCGCUCACUUGAGGUGGUUUUGCCUUUUGUUGAGAAAAAGUUAAUGCACUAAAUGGGAUAUGGAAACGCCUUUGCAGAAUAUUCCCAUAACGUGUCUUCCUUUCCGGACAUCAUGAAACAUGGCCAAUACAAUACAAAGAACAAAUGUUCAAAACAGGAGCACACCUCGUACAGCGUUCUUGUUUUUCUUCAGUUAGAUGGUGUUACUUUAACUGCAGCAGUACUUUCUGUUGCAGUUUCCACAGCAGCAUGGAGAGCCACAUAGCUGAGUAUCAUGGUAGUAACCAUCCGUCUCCCAGUAGCUGCUACAGUAAUCAGCUGUAACAUGUAAAACAUAAGGUUACGGUGAAGAGUAGCGAGGGUGAGAGGUUAACUACCUACCUAAGCACCUACACCAUUUAGAACUGUCCAAUUAAACCAAAUUCCUGAUCGCUCUGUUCCCUCUGAUUCUGUCAUAAAUGGGUUAGAUGGCCAAGGUGACUUGCUUUGUUUCCAGUUAGCAAUCUUAACUUCUGCUACUAUUUUCACUGGUGGUGAUUACAACUAGGCAUAGCCUAUAGUGUCGACAUCUGACAAAACUAUGCUGUAGCCGCUGUUUGUUCCAUCACCAAAAACCAGUUUAUGGAAACCUGCCUAAUUCACAUUUCAAAUUUGCUUGACAAUUGAAUAGAAACUUGGCUAUUGUCAGUUGACUAACUUUUAAGAUAAAGGGUCUUCUUUUAACCCUCCAGCAAAAGGGAACGUUCAUCAUGUUAAUUCAACAAAAUAAGCCUCGCACAUAAUGCAUGUAAAUGGGAGAUUUCAUUUGAAGUGAUGUCUCCUUUUUUUCUCAGGUUGUUUUCAUUCAUUGUUUUCAUCUUACAACAUAAUCGCGUAUCUGAACUGAAAUGCAUCGGCAGCUUUGAAUGAAAUAACCAAAGGAGUAUUUUUUUUCUUUUUAAUUAACCAAACAUCCACAAAACAAUACAAAUGUUAUACUUACAAAAUGCAAGAAACAAUUGGGCCUUUUAAGCCACAUUACGUUUAUCAAACUUAAGUGUGCAUGUCAUUAUUAACAACAGUUUCAAGGCACAAUGCGUAGGAUUUUCCUAAAAAAACAAAACAAUGUAUUGACUAAUACAAAAAUCCCAAUCAUCACCCAAUAGACGUGUGUGGUGGUUUCUGUAUCUGCAUCUUCCUUUUUCGCUGUGUUUGGGAUGUUUCUGGGCGUCAACAUUUCUAAAAACGUAGCGACCAGGUUCCAGAUCGUAAGCACGCAAACGGCGCAGAGAAAACUCUGAAAAUUUAGCGAGUCGAAACGCCAAAGCAGUCAAAGCUUGUUCCAAAACGAGAGGGGUUUCUGGAGUUGUCCUUACCCGCUGCCAGGCAGCGUAACCCUCGUUGAGCGGGGGAGGAGGUUCAAACUUUGAAAGUUGCUUUUACAAACCGCAACCGACAAAUUCUACUCAUUCUACCAUUCUACUCAUGCAUUUUUGCUUUGUCUUUUUCACAUUGUGUCGUGUUACUUUUACUUGACUGUCAUCAUAAAGGCUUACAUUCACUUCAACCUGCCAUAUUCUGCAGCCUUUCAACUUUAGUUACAACCCAAACUGUGCAUGUUAUGAAUCUUUAAAGGUCAUCAUUUUGUAUUUAGUGUUGUGUUUUUAUUCUGGAAAUGAUCACCUUUGCCUAUAUUUGACUGCACCGGCAUAGCAGUCAAGUUUGAAUAAGUAGUCUGUUCUUGUUUUACUAACUAAACUAAUAGGCCUUCCUUGCCCUGCUUUGCCACUUUUGCUUUCUGACAACUGAAAUGACUUGAAAACUGUUUAGCUAAAUUGACUGGAGAAGUGCAGUCACAGCUCAUAUGACGAGACAUUGAUCUUUUGAGACACCCUGAGUUUUCAACUUCUUCUAUUUGGACUUUGGUUGUGGUCAUAGUAUCACUAGUAAAUCCUUCAGAAUGACCUUCAGUCACAUCUAAGCUUUUACCAGCUGACAUAUAGGACAUGCCAGCUAAUGAAAAGGGCCUACAUGUCCUCACAUCUGUAAUUUGCAAAACCGUUCAUUUGUGAGGAAUAUGCAUAUGUUUCUUACAGCGGCCAUGCGAUUUGUCUGUGUACUUCCUCGUAACCUUGCCUUUUGUGUAAAAUCUGUCUUUAUAAAUGUGCUCUGCCUGUGAUUUCAGUCUUUUGGUCGGUGUUGCUUCUUCAACGUGACUUUAGUUAGUGUUUUAUUUGUGUGUGUAUGUGUGUGUGGAUUAUAGCCAUUGUUGUUCUUUAUAAAAGACAUGCCAGCAGAGAUGUAUUCUUGUUCCAUCUGUUUCUUGUCCAAGAGUAAUUGUCACUGAUGCUACUUUGACAAUAUAUGUAGAUUACUUAUUUUGUUAAAGCCCCACCACUUCUGCAGAGUUCAAUAAAAUGUAUAUUUUCUUUUC